Trichomycterus rosablanca is the source of this 1555-nucleotide messenger RNA. RefSeq names its product cytokine-dependent hematopoietic cell linker. Lineage: Eukaryota; Metazoa; Chordata; Actinopteri; Siluriformes; Trichomycteridae. The record is from RefSeq and is a predicted model, not a curated record. Gene Ontology annotation, biological process: cell surface receptor protein tyrosine kinase signaling pathway; intracellular signal transduction. Bases 75 to 1184 code for a protein of 369 amino acids. The transcript has 14 exons.
AGCAUCCAGAUGCACUACACACCUCCGUCUCCUCAUCAGGGUGAGAACAGAGCAGAAAUGUGUCUUUGUUGAACAUGGAUCGCUGGAACAGAGGAGGUGGUAUAAAACAGAGACCUGAUCACCAUGUAGACUCAGAUGAAGGAGAUUAUCAUGAACCACAGGAACCUGUGAUCCACUAUCCACGACCAAACCAAACACCAGAGUACGCAGACAGGCGUCCUACAGGAAUCGGGACUCAGAGGGGAGAUUACAGGAAAGCUUCUGAUGUUCCAAAAUGCCCGCCGAAACGACCACCAGGUUGUGCACCACCGUCUGUAAACCGCAAUCUGAAACCAGGGAGAGGGGACGUGGGUCCAGACCCUCGGCGAGACCGGCCGGGUCACACUGAUUCUCCUCCACGGAGACCCCAACCCACCACCCCAUCCUACACAGCUCAGUCACCACCACACAGCAGAGCAGAGAGCAGCGUAAGACCCCUCGGCAGAGAGACAGUGAGUCACUUCAGGUUACCACCAGGUAACCGAGCUGACACCGCCCCAAUUACAGGUCACCGAGCUUGCCCCGCCCCCUUUACAGGUCACCGAGCUGACACCGCCCCAAUUACAGGUCACCGAGCUUGCCCCGCCCAACGACACUCGCUAGAUCUGGAGUCACAUGAGCUGGACCGAAGAUCAGACACGGACGGGAACAGUGAGCGAGAUUCUCUCAGAAUGAAGCAUCACGAGUGGCCGCAGGUUAAAGGAGAAGCCGAGCAGAACAGCUACACCGGACACAGCAAACCAGUGGAGGCUUCAGAGCAGCAGGACUGGUACGUUGGAGCCUUCAGUAGAGUGGAAGCAGAACACGCACUUCACCUGGUCAACCGGGAGGGAGCCUUCCUAGUGCGUGACUGUUCCAGGAACACUACACAGGAACCCUUCGUCCUGGCCUUAUUUUAUGAUAACCGAGUCUUCAACAUCCAGAUCCGCUUCUGUAACCAGACCUGCAAAUACUCGCUGGGUACCAGAGUCAAAACCCACGACAAGUUCGACUCUGUGUCAGACAUCAUUAAAUUUCACUCCAUCUUCCCCAUCGUGCUGAUCGACGGCCGAAACCCGUCUGCAGCACCAAACCCCAAGAGACAGUGUGUCCUCAUGUACCCGGUGACCUCACAGGACAUGAACGUCCUGCUCAACACCACCUGAUCAUCAACACCACCAAAAUAUCAGUAAUAAUAGAACCAAGAUGUAUUAUUGUGCUCGUGUGGAGCAGCACUUUAAUACGCCGAAACUCCACUCUUCAGUUGGACAACGGGCACAAAUUUCCAUAGACACACUUCAAAAUCUUGUGAGAAGGUUUCACAGUCAGGCGUCCAAAUACUUUUGGUCAUAUAGAGUAUAAAUAAUAAUGAUUACUGAACUGUGUAAUAAAAUUAACCUGCAAUUCACAACAGACAAAAGAAAUGAGAACAAAUCUUUAUUACUGAAAUAUAGAACCAACCAGACUGUAUAAAACAUUCUAUUAAUAAUAACCUCUUCAUAUUAAAACUAACAAUAUUAAAAACAAUGUUUGUUUC